Tribolium madens (black flour beetle) is the source of this 1153-nucleotide messenger RNA. RefSeq names its product 39S ribosomal protein L1, mitochondrial (gene mRpL1). The record is from RefSeq and is a predicted model, not a curated record. Bases 113 to 1120 code for a protein of 335 amino acids. The transcript is spliced from 3 exons. NCBI's taxonomy places the organism in Eukaryota, Metazoa, Arthropoda, Insecta, Coleoptera, Tenebrionidae.
UUACUCUACACCGUUCACAUUAAACACACUAAUAAAAAAUCCCCUAAACAAAUAAAGAAAAAGUUAUCAAGUUUUUUCGUUCUGUAGUUUUUUCGCGCACAAAAACCCAAAAAUGUCUUUUCUAGCAUCUCGUUUCCUAACCUCAAACCUUCGCUAUAUUGAACCAACACACAUCCAAAUACGUAAUUAUGCGGCCCGGAAAGGCACCCGUGAGCGAAAAGCUAAAAAAACGGUCAAAAAAGAGGUCAUUGAGACCCCCAAAUUCAUCCCCCAUAACCAACGAGACAAAGAAAAGUUGCUAGCCCUGCGCCCCAAACUAAAAUAUGACGAUUCUUGGAAGCAUUUGCCCCCCAGUGACGACGUCUACCAGGUCAAGUUCUACCAAAGACUCGCAAUGUCUUUCGAGGGGGCUGUCACCAACCACCGGGAGACCCACCACCCGGACAUGUACAACGAGCCAGGGGCUUGUCUCGGGGUGCGCAUCGAGCUCAACAUGCAGGGGGAGAAAGCCACCCGUUUCGUGGAGGACUUCACCAGGAUUGUCUCAAUUCCGUUCAAGUUCGACCACGGGGAGGAGCGCUCGAUUAUAGCCUUCGCGAAGACGCCCCCGGCGCUCAAGGAGGCCCUCGACGCGGGGGCCCAACUCGCCGGAGGCGUCGACCUGAUCAAACAGAUCCAAAAUGGGGCUGUCUCUCUCCAAAACUUCAAAUACAUCAUCGCACAUCCCGAUAUUUUGCCCGAAUUGGUGGCUUUAAGGGGGCUCAUGAAACGGCGCUUUCCCAACCCCAAAAUGGGGACGCUUGACGUCGAUUUGGGGGGCGUAGUCUCGCGGUUUGUCAAUGGGAUUAGUUACACGGCGAAAAAGGACGAACAUGAGAAGGAUUUCGGGCUGAUUGAGACUGUUAUUGGGACUUUGGAUAUGGAUUUGAGACACUUGGAGGGGAAUUUUGGGGCCCUGGUCAAGGAUGUGUACACGAUGAGGCCCAAAAGACAAGGGGAUUUCAUCUCGAGGUGUCUGAUAGUGAGCCCCCCUAGUAGGGAGAUGUUCAAGGUCGAUUAUAGGGGGUACGUGGAGGAGCCCCAGGAGCCCGAGGAUAUAGGCGAAAGAGUUGCUCUAUAAUGUAAAUAAAUAAUUAAUAAAAAUUAAUACAUU